Messenger RNA from Folsomia candida, 2054 nucleotides. RefSeq names its product negative elongation factor A (gene Nelf-A). Bases 369 to 1907 code for a protein of 512 amino acids. Gene Ontology annotation, cellular component: NELF complex. The transcript is spliced from 9 exons. Gene Ontology annotation, biological process: negative regulation of transcription elongation by RNA polymerase II. Lineage: Eukaryota; Metazoa; Arthropoda; Collembola; Entomobryomorpha; Isotomidae. The record is from RefSeq and is a predicted model, not a curated record.
CAACUCAGUUCAAAUUCUGGUUCGCUUCUUUUACCUCGGAAAUCAAAAGCGUUCUUAAAAACAUUUAAUAAAAAUUGAAAUUCAUGGAAAAAUAAAUUAUGUAAAAUCAAAAAGGGAUAAAUGUGAUGUUGAUAGGAGUCGGUGGGUGGUUGUUGUGAGUGAGGAAUAACAGUAUGCGGAAUGUGUAGACGGAUUAUUUUACAAAAUAGUGGACAACAAAGCAAAUUAACGGAAUCAAUGUAAAGUAUAAAGCAAAUUUCAAAUUUGUGGGAUUUUACCUAGGGACCGAACUUAUUGAAUUUCUUAAUUUCAAGUUUUGAAGAAAUAAGAAAUUGUAGAAUAGUUUUUAUUUCUUGGGGAACAACAUAAUGUCUAACGUGAGAGAAAGUGAUACAUCUUUAUGGCUGCAUAACAAACUCGGGUCAAAUGAAUCCUGGUCAGGAGGAACAAUUAGUUCUCAACUUAAUCCUGAAAUUUUAAGAAAUAUUAAGGAUUGUUUUAUCGACCUACAAACACCUGUCAAGCUGAAAUUAUUACUGUCGUUUUUUCAUAUUCCUAGAAGAAAUAUAGACGAGUGGCGUUUAGAGUUGGAAGAAAUUAUAGAAGUGGCACAAUCAGACAGUGAACAAUGGGUGGCGAUGUUGGCCGAAAUUAUGAAGCCUUAUCCUUCUUCGGCCAGCCUUAACCAUGAUAUUCAAGAGCCGGAGGAAAAUAGAAGGAUUUUUCUAGACCUGUUGGACGAUGUCACGCAAGAAUUAAAACGAGGAAAGGAUUUAAAUCUACUUCCGCUAGAGUGUUUAUAUCUUAAUAAGAAUGCCUUAGCUACUGUUGUUGGACAACAGAAAAGUCCGGUGAAACAUUUUUCCUUGAAAAGAAAACCAAAGUCUGCACUUCUCCGAGCAGAGUUAAUUCAUAAAGCGAACGAAACUGCAAAGACAAGUGCUAAAAAGAUUCCUGCUCCCACAAUUCCCCUUAGAACCAGAGGCAUGCCAAGGAAAAUGACUGACACGACCCCACUAAAAGGAAUUCCUAGCCAUGCCACCACUAGACCUGUGCAAAUAUCUUCCACCUCCGCUUCCCGAACCCUUUCUCGCACUUCCGCUGGAAAGAAGGAGGGUGGUGUUAAGCUGCUCGAAAUCACGGAACAACCAAUGGGUUACGCCUUAGCAAAACGGCGCAAGAAGAUGCAAGAAGAAGAAUCCAAAAAGACAAGCGCCACCGAAGAAUCGACCAAUGCUAAUGAAACACCUGACUAUGCAGCCGGCUUAUCAUCUAUCUCAAAUAUCCGUCCUCCCUCACCACCCCCACCGACUCCUCUUAUGCCUCCCCCAACUCCGUCACCUUACCAACCUCCAACCCCACAGCCACUUAUAGCCCCUCCCACUCCAAUGGUCUCAAGUCACCAGUACUCCCGAAUCCCAGACGGACCCCCACCAACGCCUAAUCCUCAACUUGGUCAUGAUUCCAUGACGAAUAGUUAUCUUCCUCCAGCGUUGGGAGGAGUUAGAAAGAUUGAACCGGCCCCAGCACCACAACCUAUGACAAAAACAGUAAUUUUACAAGUACCGACCAAUCAACCCCAACAGAUAGUUACAUUAUCCAAAGAGUUAAUGGAAAAGGCCCAAGAAAUUUUCAGAACGGCUAACAAAGCAACACGUCCUGAGAAAGAGCAUAUUCUAAAAUUCAUGGCUGGAACGAGAGAUAAUCCCUGUCCAGAGCUGGGCAGCAUUGUCACGAUAAAACUGAGCGAGCAUGAAGAACAGUUGCGCCAAAAGGAUGGUGCAAUUAUCCCAUUCUCCGUUGAGACUCAUUUUCAAAUGAAUUAUAAUACAGGAGAGUGGAAGGUGAUACAAAAGCCACCCAAAAUGGACAACGUUUCACACUCUUUGAUGCAAGCAACAGUUUGAAAUUUUAACCUUGAAUAAUAUACCAAUUGAUGCCAUUGAUGGCGUCUUAUAUUUAUGAUAAGCUCAAGAAAGAUGCAAGAAAAUAGUGUAUUAAACUAAUCGUGACAGAAUAUAUUAUUAAAUUUAAUUAAAGGAUAAUUUCCAAGA